GCCAACCAAACCUCACUAAAACCAACCCCUCCAUCCCCCAAUUCCUCCAACUCCUCUGACAUCAUUCACUCCCCGCACUCGCACUCCUCAGAACCAUACACCAUCCACCAGCAAACUACCUACAAACAACAAACCAACUGUCGCCAAAAUGUCCGUCGGACCCGUCAGCUUUCUGCCUCUCGGCGCCAUCAUCCAGGAGCUCCGCGUGGGCGGCGUCAACAUCGUGCAGGGCUUCCCGGAGCAAUCGCACUACGAGAGCUACAACGACCCCUUCUUCGGCGAGACCAUUGGCCGCGUGGCGAACCGCGUCAAGGGCGCCAAGCUUGACUCUUUGAACGGCGGCAAGAGCUACACCCUCGCUGCCAACAACGGGCCGAACAACCUGCACGGCGGCGUGGUGGGAUGGGGCAAGAAGAUCUGGAACGGGCCCACUCCUAUCGGCGUGAGGCAGAUCCCCGGUGUUGAGUGCGUCGAGGGUGGCGAGAGCGUCAAGUUUUCGCUGGUGAGCCAGGAUGGGGAUGAGGGUUUCCCCGGCACCGUGGAGGCCACUGUGGUGUACACCGUCGGCAAGCAGGUGCAGGACGGGAAGGAUGUUGUCGUACUCGGUAUUGAGUACGAGGCCGAGCUCGUUGGUGGGGCGGACGAGACGGUCAUUAACAUGACAAACCACUCCUACUUCAACCUCACCGGCGGCCCCUCAAUUGAGGGCACCGUCGUGACCCUCGCCACCAACAGCUACCUCCCCGUCGACGACGGCGGCAUCCCCACCAGCGGCCCCAAGCCGUUUAGCAAGAUCGAGGGCAACAAGGCGUUCACCCUCGGUCCCCAAGAGCCAGAUAUCGACGACUGCUUCAUCGUCAACGAGGCGCCCAACACGGUUCCGCUCGACACCCGCUCAAAGCCGCUCACCAAGUUGGUCAGCGCCAACCACCCCGAAUCCAAGAUCAACCUUGAGGUGCUCAGCACGGAGCCGGCGUUCCAGUUUUACACUGGCAAGUACAUCAGCGUACCCGAGGUGCAGGGCAAGGCCGCACGCGGCGCCCGUAGCGGCUUUUGCGUUGAACCCAGCCGCUGGGUUAACGCGUGCAACGUUGAUGAGUGGAAGAGCCAGAUGCUGCUCAAGAAGGGCGAGAAGUACGGCUGCCGCAUCGUGUACCGGGCGUGGAAGGAGUAGGCGUAGGAGGAGUUGGUAGAUCUGUCACGAGUA
Molecule: messenger RNA, 1207 nt
Organism: Chaetomium fimeti
Lineage: Eukaryota; Fungi; Ascomycota; Sordariomycetes; Sordariales; Chaetomiaceae
Product: galactose mutarotase-like domain-containing protein
Exons: 2
Coding region: 149-1174 (341 amino acids)
Biological process (GO): beta-D-galactose catabolic process via UDP-galactose, Leloir pathway; glucose metabolic process
Molecular function (GO): carbohydrate binding; aldose 1-epimerase activity
Source: RefSeq, a predicted model, not a curated record